CAUCCUCUGCACAGGAAGUGGGCUGGCCCUGGGGUUUUAGUCUCUGCCUGCUUGGCCCCAGCAGCCUUCUACUACCUGGGCCGCGGGAGCCAGAGCCCGGCCCUGGGGAGAUGGCUGCGGUCCCAGCAGCGGAGAGAAGCAGAGAGAGCGCAUCGCAGCUCCAUGUCCCAGACAGGGCUCCCUUCCCCAGCCCCCACCCGUGGAUGUGAUGGCGGCUCCGGCUCUGUCCUGCUGCCUGUCCCUCCUCGUCCUCCUCUUGCCCCUGGUCAUCCCUCAGGCAUCUACAUCAGUGAACGGAUUGAGCAUCUCCUCACCUGAUGGGGACAGGAGUGGCGGGCGAACCCUUGAAGGCCAUGGGUGCCCUACAUCCAGCCCCACAAGGCACAUUUUCACGGCAUUUGCUUCCAACAUCACAUGCUUCUAUAAUUCGAGAGCCAACGUCUCCUGCAUCUGGAGCCAUGAGGGGGGCCUGCAGGCCACCACCUGCUACUUGCACAGCCAUCAGCCUAAGAGCUCUGAGGGGGCCCCUCUUUUUCUUCAAAGAGAGGAGCUUUUUCCUACAAAACAGUGGAAACACACCUGUGAGCUGCAACCAGUGAAGCCGGGAUCCUGGGCAUGCAAUCUGGUCCUAGGACCAUCUCCAGAAUCUCAGAAACUGACCAUAGUGGAUGUCAUGAAACUGACAGUGAUGUGCUCUGAAGGCGGGAAGUGGAGGAAGAUGAUGACCCAGGAUAUCAAGCCCUUUGAUUACAUUCGUCUGGUUCCACCCCACUCACUCCAAGUCGUCCACGUAGAGACCCAUAGGUGCAACAUAACCUGGACCGUCUCCCAGGUAUCCCACUACAUCCAAACAGAGGUGCAGUUCGAGGCCCGGACUAGGUCUGCGGGCCACAGCUGGGAGGGCACCCCACUGCUGACCCUCAGGCAGAACCAGCAAUGGAUCUCCCUGGAGAAUCUCGCUCCAGGCAUGGAAUAUGAGCUUCAGGUGCGGGCCAAGCCCCAGCUAGGCAGGCAUGAGGUUUGGAGCCACUGGAGCCAGCCCCUGGCCUUCAGGACGGUCCCUGCAGAAACCAGGAAGACGAUCCCACCUCUCCCUUGGUUGGGCCACAUCGUCUUGGGCGUUGGCAGUUUCGCUGGUCUUGUCCUCUUGGUUUACUUUCUGGGCACCUUCCGGUGCAUCAGGCUAUGGCUGAAGAAGGUUCUGAAGUGUCACAUCCCAGACCCCUCGGAGUUUUUUUCCCAGCUGAGCUCUGAGCAUGGAGGAGAUUUCCAGAAGUGGCUCUCCUCACCCUUCCCCUCGUCCUCCUUCAGCCCCAGUGGUUUGACCCCUGAGAUCUCCCCACUGGAGGUGCUGGACAGGGAUGCCAAGGCCACACAGCUGCUCCUGCUUCAGCAGGACAAGAGCUCGCCAUCCUCAGCUGAGACCAGCGGCCACUCAGUGACCAGCUGCUUCACCAACCAAGGCUACUUCUUCUUCCGCCUCCCGGACGCCCUGGAGAUCGAGGCCUGCCAGGUCUACUUCGCUUAUGACCCCUGUACCGAGGAGCUCGAUGCGGGUGGGCCCAGGGCCCCCGAGGGAGUUCUCCUUCCACCCCUGCCGACUCCACCAGGGGAUGACGAUGCCUACUGCACCUUCCCCCCCGGGGAAGACCUGCUGCUCUUCUCUCCAAGUCUGCUCAGUGGCCCAGGCCCCCCGAACACUGCCCAGCGGGGCACUGGGGCUGGUGAAGAGAGGCUGGCCGCCAGCCCACAGGAGGGAGUCCCUGGAGACUGGACCCCCCAGUCCCUGGGGCCUCCUGCUCUGGAAACCCCUGACCUGGUGGAUCUGCAGUCACCCCCAGAGCAUGAGCUGGGAGAAGCAAGAGAGAAGGUGCCUGGCCCCCAUCCAAGGGAGGGGACCAGCUUCCCCUGGGUCAGCCCUCCCUGGCAAGGCCAAGUCAGGGCCCCCAUUGCCUGCCUGACCCUGAACACCGAUGCCUACCUGUCCCUCCAAGAGCUCCAGGAUCAGGACCCAGCUUACUUGGUGUAG
This is a messenger RNA of Dama dama (fallow deer), 2029 nucleotides long. It is a transcript of the gene IL2RB, whose product is annotated as interleukin 2 receptor subunit beta. Bases 209 to 2029 code for a protein of 606 amino acids. The record is from RefSeq and is a predicted model, not a curated record. Gene Ontology annotation, molecular function: cytokine receptor activity; protein binding. Gene Ontology annotation, biological process: cytokine-mediated signaling pathway; immunoglobulin mediated immune response. Gene Ontology annotation, cellular component: membrane; external side of plasma membrane. The transcript has 10 exons. NCBI's taxonomy places the organism in Eukaryota, Metazoa, Chordata, Mammalia, Artiodactyla, Cervidae.